UUCACACUUUUCCUUGUUGCCGCACUUUAACGACGCUCCCUAAAGAGAUGAGGAACCUGGAGUAUAUUCGGAGGAAAUGUUCCACUCGUUCCGAAUCAGGACUUUCCCGACUUGAUUAAUCGGGUGUAUUUGACUCUCCUUUUGAGGACAAAUUCAAGUCUUGUAGUCUUACGAUAGUUUGGCGUGCUGUUCCUGUGCUAUUGACCGGAAAUUCCCGAAUGUCUGAAUAUGAAACUCACAUUACCGCACUUUUAGGAUUAGAUUUCUUGCUUUUUUUUUUUUUUUUUUUUUUUAAAGUUUGCAACAUAAUUUCUGAUCUCAUAGUUAAUACUGUGAUUGUGGUGGUGUUUACAUUUAUUUCCGGAAUUAACUACAGCGACCCCCCCCCCCGAGUGGUACACUCCGUUUCCAUAGUUACGGCUUAACAGUCGGCGCGCGCGGUUAGCAGCAGUGUGAGUGUGAUUGAGAGAUGGGAGAUGGUGAUAUAAGCGGAUAUGAUUUAGCGCGAUUGCAGGCUGAACUCGAGCAGGAGAGAGAGAUGAGAGAGCUGCUGAAGGAGUCGGUGUGGGACCUGACACGCACCCUGGCUGAUCUGGAGGAGAGAGUCAACAGUGUGGAUGGAGAAGGGAAUGAAUGGAGAACCAGAUACGAGACCCAAAUGGAGCUUAACAGGCAGCUGGAGAGGCAAAUUGGAGUUGUACAGGAGAGGCUGGAGAGUCUACGUGGAAAUCCUAUGGAUCGACUGGCUUCAAUUCGCUCGUAUGAUGAGAUGACAGUGGACACUUUAAGACACCGACUUAAACUUCUGAGCACCGAAAAGAGUAGCCUCCAAAGUCAGCUGCUGGAAUGCCGUCUGAGAAUUGAACAAGAGGGAAAGGCAUAUCAAAAGGCCUAUGAUGAGCGGCGAGCUUAUCUUUCAGAGAUUGCAAAGGUCUCUUCUGCUUUUGAUUGGACCAGAAAGCAGCAGUUAGCCCAGUCCCAAAAGACUACCCAUAGUCCAGGAAAAGGAGCUCCAGUGAUGUUGAGGCAUGACUUAAAGGGAAAGAAAGGUGUAGCCAGUACAGUCACACAGACGCGGCUGCCAAGACUGAAGCGUUGACAAGAGAUGCCCUGAACAAAUACCAAGAAAUCAUGAAGGAAGCAUAUAGCAUGACUCAGAAAAUAGUAAUUUUCACGUUUCACCCACUCUCUCUGGUUUAAGAUCAAAGUCCACUUGAGAUGUAAGCAUAUGUUGGUCACCUCAGUCAAUAACAACAAAAAAUACUGUAGAAUGGUUUGAUGGCAAUGACUUUCAGCACAGUUUGGUAUGUGAAGGUCAGCUGACCUGAGAAAAAUCUGGAAAAACCCAGCAUUUAUCUUUUAGUGUCAUUAAUACAGCAUGGUAAUAGCUGUACAGCAUGGUAAUAGCAAAAUCAAGGGUGUAGGACUUUAUACAAUUUGACAACUUUAUUCGAUUUUCUUUUUGCUAAGGCUUCAUACAGUUUAUCAUGAUAGCUGGCCAAUGUUAUGCUAUUUUUUUUCUUGGUUACAGCAAUAUUAGCUUUAUUUUGGUGACAUGAACUAAAUAAACAACAAUCAUUUCAUUUAAUGUUUUUAGGUUAAGUAGAUAAGUGAUUUACUGUAUUUACUAACAAGUUAAAAUAAUAUCACAAAGGUAGAACAGAAUUAUUUUUAUGCUUUUUAUGUUACAGUCUGCUAGAUAGGCACCUCAAGCAUUUUCCUAAUGUUGUUUGACUCUUGCAGUUAUAAAGAAUGAUUAACUAACCAGGUAGCUAACACUGGCUGCUCCAUAUUAUCACCUGAUUCAAUCCCAUACAAGGACCCUAAUGAAGUGAAUAAAAAUGAUGAGGCAAAAGUCCUGUGUGACUGCUGCUUCAGGUUAACUAGUAGUUCAGGUUAACUAGUACAAGUGGUGUUUGUGUCAUCCUUGCUAAUUCUAUAUAAAAUGCUAUAAUGCAACACACACACACACACAUUUAGUCAAUUAGCUAAUUUGCCGACCCAUUUUCUAUGAAUUAUUAUAACAUUUAAGAUUUUGUAUUACAGCAUCAGUGCAUUUAUUCAUGUUAUACACUUUUUAAUUACAGUUAAUAGGAAAUUGAAAUAGUGUACAUACUUGUACAUUUAAUCUGCCCUUCUGUUUGCUCUAAAUGUGUUCAUACUGAAUAUGCAUGUUUUAUACAAAUUCUUUAAUAAAAAAAGCAAGAAAAAUAUCUCACAUUUACACUGAUUGUAAAAAUAUUUUGUGGAAGUUUUUGUUUGGUUAGGCCCAUUUUCAACUCUCUAGACUCACAGGCCAGCGAAAGGUGCAUGGGUCUAUAAACUGAUCAUAUAUUCACAUAUGAUAUUACUCAAUCUGCAAAUGCCUGUGAUGAUCGGUGAUGGGUGACAUUUUUGUGAUUUUCCAUUAAAAGAUGAAUUUCCAACAAAACAGAAAUUGCAUAAGAUCACACAACUACAAAUUAUGUACCAUGGCUUAAUAAACUGCUUGUAUGCAGUAGCCUUAUGUCAAAUGUAGGCACUGUAUGAAAUGAGGUAAUUUUUGUGCUUACUUUACUCAGUGAUUUUAUUGUGUACGUGUCAUGUCAGUGCUGGAAUCGUUGCUGAGUUCCAGUUCCCAGAACACCUUACAAACAUGGCCACCAUGGACUACGAUUCCCAGCACUCACCCACAUUGUCAUGUUCACAGUCACGAGAUUACUGAAUCUGGACUGGGAGUAACAUAUAUGCUGCGCCCCAAUUCGCCUACUUAUACUGUAAACUAAAAGUAUGUACUCUUUUUGUGAAGAAAAAUUACAUACACAUUUGAGUGUGUAGCAAAAAAGUAUGCAAGUACUGGAACAUACUAACACGUCAUGUAACGGAAGAGAACGUCAUUGCCUAGUUACGCACACUGUCACUGUUAACAAACUCCUCGUUGCAUUUCAGCUUUUAAAACUUUGGUUAGUGCUUAACAUUUAAGUUUUUACACCUAAAUGCUAAAGACACAUCACCGACGUUACACUCGUCUGCCAUGCUUGCAGGUUAAAUUCGGCGAAGCAAACUGUCACAAAACUCCUCUUCCCACAUGCGAGGAGUUGUGGUCAAUAUUAGCUGAAAAAGUGUCCACGGUUCCACAUGGUUCCAUGAAAAAAUACCGGAAAUAGCAGACCAUGUGGGUACCUUUGGGCUUCAUUUCAACAUACUAUGAUUUGGAAGGCACUAAUUCUAAUCUUAGGAUGGAUAGUAGGCGAAUUGGGAAGCAGCAUCAGUGUAUUCUUGCCUGACUAACCAAGCCUUUGAUACAGUACAUAUCUUGCUAUUCUGAUUUUUGACCUUGUUUCGUUACCUGGUUUCACUAUUUCUGGAUUUUGCCUAGUCUAUGUGGUUUGCUGUUUGCCUGAAUCUCUGCCUGUUUUUGUCUCACAUUUUUGGAUUGUCUGUCUGUACUUUAAUAAGUACCACUUGCAACUGCAAUCAACUGCAAAUGUC
Messenger RNA from Pangasianodon hypophthalmus (striped catfish), 3471 nucleotides. It is a transcript of the gene ccdc169, whose product is annotated as coiled-coil domain containing 169. The record is from RefSeq and is a predicted model, not a curated record. Lineage: Eukaryota; Metazoa; Chordata; Actinopteri; Siluriformes; Pangasiidae. The coding region runs from base 470 to 1099 and encodes 209 amino acids. The transcript is spliced from 8 exons.